UCUAUUUUUGAAAAGGGGAUGAACCGAAAUAGUUGCCGAAUUGCAUCCUCAAAGGUCACUGUAGUCAUUUUUCUUUCACACCUAAAAAGAAGGUCGUCGUACCAUGCGAUUUCACCGUCUCUACCACAGAUCUAAAACUUUAUACUUUUUUCACUCCCAGACAAAACCCUUCUUUCUCUCUUAAUUAAAUUCUUCAUUACCAACCCAUCCGAGCCGGGGUUGACAGGAGAACCACGAUCUUUACCGCACCGGCGAUGGGAGUUCCGGCGUUUUACCGGUGGUUAGCAGAUCGGUACCCGCAGUCGAUCGUCGACGUGAUCGAGGAAGAACCGAGAGAAGACGGUAAUGGAAAUCAAAUACCAGUUGACGUCUCUAAGGCUAACCCUAACCGCCUCGAAUUCGAUAAUCUUUAUCUUGAUAUGAAUGGGAUUAUUCACCCUUGUUUUCACCCAGACGGCAAGCCUGCACCUGCCACUUAUGAUGAUGUAUUCAAAUCAAUCUUUGACUAUAUUGACCAUCUAUAUUCAUUGGUUCGUCCUAGAAAGCUUCUAUAUAUGGCAAUUGAUGGUGUUGCACCUAGAGCUAAAAUGAAUCAACAACGUACUCGACGCUUUAGAGCUGCAAAAGAUGCUGCUGAGGCUGCAGCUGAAGAGGAGAGAUUGAGGGAAGAGUUCGAGGCUGAGGGGAAAGCUUUGUCCCACAUUGGAAAACCGGAAACAUGUGACUCAAAUGUUAUUACUCCUGGCACUCCAUUUAUGGGUGUUUUGUCUGUAGCACUUCAGUAUUACAUACAAUCCAGGUUGAAUCAUAAUCCUGGCUGGAAGACUACAAAGGUUAUUCUUUCUGAUUCAAACGUUCCCGGUGAGGGCGAACACAAGAUUAUGUCAUACAUUCGGUUACAACGUAACCUUCCUGGCUUCAAUCCAAACACUCGACACUGUUUGUAUGGUCUGGAUGCUGAUUUGAUCAUGUUGUCCUUAGCCACCCAUGAGGUUCACUUUUCAAUUUUAAGAGAGGUGAUCACUCUUCCUGGACAACAAGAAAAAUGUUUUUUAUGUGGUCGAGUUGGUCAUCUGGCAGCUGAGUGCGAUGGUAAGCCAGAUAAUGGAACUGGAGAAUUGAAUGCUGUGGAUGAUACACCAAUUCACAAGAAGAAAUAUCAGUUUCUUAACAUAUGGGUGUUGCGAGAAUAUUUACAAUAUGAUUUGGAGAUCCCCAACCCCCCAUUUGAGAUAAACUUUGAACGAAUAGUGGAUGAUUUUGUUUUUUUAUGUUUUUUUGUGGGCAAUGACUUCCUUCCACAUAUGCCAACAUUAGAAAUCAGGGAGGGUGCUAUAAAUCUUCUGAUGCAAGCUUAUAGAAGGGAUUUUGCUUCUAUGGGUGGUUAUCUUACUGAUGCGGGUGAGGUUUUGUUAGAUAGAGUGGAGUGUUUUAUUCAAUCUGUUUCUGUUCAUGAAGAUCAAAUCUUUCAGAAGAGGACUCGUAUACAGCAGGCUUAUGAGAAUAACGAGCGAAUGAAGCUUAAAGCAAGAGGAGAGGACUCUGAGGAGGCACGACCACCUCUUGUAGAUAAGAUUAAAUUAGGGGAACCAGGAUACAAAGAAAGAUAUUAUGCUGAGAAAUUCAGUGUAUCAAAUCCAGGGGAGAUUGAAGAAGUUAGAAGAGAUGUUGUUUUGAAGUAUGUUGAAGGUUUAUGUUGGGUAUGCCAGUAUUACUACCAAGGUGUUUGCUCUUGGCAAUGGUUUUAUCCAUAUCAUUAUGCUCCAUUUGCUUCAGAUCUGAAGGAUCUAACUGAUUUGGAAAUAACAUUUUUCAUGGGAAAGCCAUUUAAGCCCUUUGAUCAGCUCAUGGGAACACUACCAGCGGCCAGUUCUAAAGCUUUGCCAGAAGAAUACGGGAAACUGAUGACGGAACCAUCAUCACCUAUCUAUAGUUUCUAUCCCUCUGAUUUUGAGAUUGACAUGCAUGGUAAACGCUUUGCAUGGCAGGGUGUUGUCAAGUUGCCUUUCAUCGAUGAGUGGAAGUUGCUUUCUGCAACAAGAAAGCUUGAAGCUACUUUAACGGCAGAAGAGCAGUUUCGGAACAGUGUGAUGCUUGAUCUGCUAUAUGUUCAUCCUCUUCAUCCUUUGGCUUCACAAGUUCUUUCAUAUUACUAUCAGUUCUCCCCUCACAAAAAAAAUUUAUGGCCAAUUGACACAAAUGCUAGUGGUGGAAUGAACGGAUUUCUUUGGUUAUGUGAAAGGAAUGGUUGGCAGGUUGUAGUCCCUUCCCCUGUUAAGGAGUUGCCACACAUAGAAUCUAACCAAAUUUUAAAUGUUACAUACAUGAAUCCUUCAUAUCAUAAACACAUUCCAGAACUUCCACAGGAUGUUGUAACACCCAAAAAGAUUCUAACUCCUAUAGACAUUAAACCUUUUCCUGUAUUAUGGCAUGAAGAUAAUGGUGGGCGGCGUCAGCAAGGCAGAGAUCGGUCACGACUACCUGGAGCAAUUGUUGGUCCUCAGCUAGGAGAGGCAGCUCAUCGUCUUGUCAAGAACACCCUUAAUAUCAUACCGAAUGGCUCAUCCUCAGGGUUAUUUGAACAACCACCGUCUUUUAAUGUCUCAAGCAACUACACAAUUAUUAAACAAAGGCCUGCUAGACCAUCAGGUUUUGAAAGGGGCUUUUUUGAUGACCCAAGUCUUUCUUAUAGUAGUCGACCACGUGCAGCUGGACUGUCAGGUGGAAGGGGAUAUAGUGAUGGCCCUAAUUAUUAUGGUCAAUAUAAUCAUCUGAAUGGUGUAAUGGCUAACCCAAGACAUCCGUCAUCAAAUGGUAUGCAAGUUAACAGAAACAACUUCCUGGCACAGGAUAGAUUGCAUCAUCAGGAACGUUAUCAUGAUUUGAGAACUGGAAUGUCUGCUUUGUCAUUUGAGGGAAGUGGCAGAGGUGCAAUACACGUAGAGAUGUCUUCAAGGAUGCCAAAUCCUGGAUACUUGCGAAAUUUAGACCACCGGUCUGAGCAGAAUACCAUCAGUCCUCCCAUUCCUACCAAGUGGAUCAAUAUGCCAGAGAACAUAAAUGCUGGAACUUAUAACUAGAAAACGGAUCAAUACGAGAGGCAGAUGAAGAAGGUUGAGCAGAUUAAGACUCAUGGAGGAGUCCUGUAAACUAGUGAUUGCGGUUUAAGAUGGAGCUGCCCGUUUUUUGACACAGGCAUGUCCUGUUGGAAGUCUUGGUAAAUUUAAGUUCUUGACUUGGAUAGUCACAACGUUGCCACUGAUCUCUCAGGUUAGGGAACUAACCACUAAAACUGUUUAAAUAUUCCAAUGUCACACCAUCUGUCAAUUUCUAUAUACAAAUCUUUGAAUGAACGUGCCAUGUCAGUUUCAUAUGCUAUGGCUGAAGCUGUAGUGUUGAUUUACAAGAAGAUUGCGGGGACAUAGCAAAUUUCAAACGGUCUGAGUAAUGACUUUUAAAAAACAUAAGUAGAGUCUGUAGUGGAUGUAUCAUGGUCUACCCUUUUAGGUUUCUCGAAGCACAGUUUAGUUGUGUUGUUGGGUUUUUAUUGGUUCAGGUUGUAGAGAUGGAUGCCAUUUGAAGUGAGAGAUGCUUAAGCUAUUUCUUUUAAAUGUACAAGUUUUAUGAUGUAUUUUAGAUUGUUGGCUUAGGUUGAUAGUGUUUCUUAAUUUACAGGAAUCAGCAAAGCUGCCUAUUGUGUUUUCAGUGACUCAGCUGAGAAAAUAAAGUUGGAAUGUUCUUCAA
This is a messenger RNA of Gossypium raimondii (Peruvian cotton), 3744 nucleotides long. RefSeq names its product 5'-3' exoribonuclease 4. The transcript has 22 exons. The record is from RefSeq and is a predicted model, not a curated record. Gene Ontology annotation, molecular function: zinc ion binding; 5'-3' RNA exonuclease activity; RNA binding. NCBI's taxonomy places the organism in Eukaryota, Viridiplantae, Streptophyta, Magnoliopsida, Malvales, Malvaceae. Gene Ontology annotation, biological process: nuclear-transcribed mRNA catabolic process. Gene Ontology annotation, cellular component: nucleus. Bases 255 to 3080 code for a protein of 941 amino acids.